AUGCAAUACAUCUUCAUACAAGACAUUCCUAUUCCAGCUAUUUCGCAACGAGAACAACCAAAUAUGCCUCACGCAGCCGCUUUCCUACCGUUGUUGUUCUUGUCGUCCUUGAUACCCGGAAGCUCUACCUUACCAUUGGCUCUCUAUACAGGCCCAAUCAACACCGUCACGUACUGGGAGGAAGUUACGAUAUCGUCAUGCUUCGAGGCUGUGACCGGCUGUCCCACUGGAAUCAGCUCUUCAACAGUUGGGCUGGCUACUGCAUUGUCCUCUCCGAUCAGCACCACCACACCCACUGCUGCUCUUACCACCCCAUCGACUCAGAACGCUACCAACACCACAUCUCUCCGGGCUUUAACCACCAGCUCCAUUCGACCCAUCACCACCACGUCUUCUUUGCCACUCACCAACUCAUCUAGUACGACCCUUGCCUCCGCAUCUGCCACGGCUGUGUCUGGAAGUGGAUUGCCAAUUACUGUCAAAUACCAAGGACAGGGAGUGAAUCUAUACCUGACCGGCAAGGACGCAAAUGGACGGCUCGUCUUAUUACAGCCGAAUGGACAGUGGUACUAUCCACCGACGGACAUCUCUUCGUCAGUCCCAACGGUAAUCUCUGCUGACAAGAUCACAAUACCGGUGUCCGGCUCGGGCCCAUCGACUACUAUCACAAUGCCAAGAUAUCUGGAAGCGGGAAGAAUAUGGCUCGCCCAGGGAAGUCUGCAGUUUUCGGUUGUCAUGACCUCCGCGGGGCCUUCUUUGGUCGAGCCUUCAAUCAACGGACCUGCGGGUAAUAUCACCGAUUGGGGCUUUGUCGAGCUCACAUACACGGCGGAAGGCCUCAUCUGGGUAGACAGCACCUAUGUCGACUUCGUCGGCAUGAACCUGGCAAUUACUCUCCAGGGCGCAGAUAUUGGCACGGAAACAGUCCCCGGCCUGGAAGAGAACGCUGUCGAGACUCUCUGCCAAAACUUGACGUCCCAGGCGUCAAAAGAUGGAUACCCUUGGGAUGAGCUUUGCGUCGCUGCCCCUAAUGGAAAACCCGGUCACGUCCUGGCGCCCGCCGACUAUAUCAACAAUAAGAAUUCGAAUGCCUUUGCCGGCUACUACGAUUCUUAUGUUGACCAAGUUUGGUCCACCUACUCCAGUCAACCUUUGAUAAUCGACAGCCAGGCUGCGCACCUGGGCAACAUUUCAUGCACAGUCAGCAACAGCAAUCUCAUCUGCAAGGAUGAGAAAGGUUCGAGUGCAACAUUUGCAAAGCCUUCGGCAGCGGACAUCUUCAGCUGUGCGAGCGGCCCGUUCGCCCUCGGCUCUUCGGCCACAGGUGUGCAGAAGGCGGUUGUCCCCCGGCUGUGUGCCGCCUUCCACCGUUCUACCCUUCUUCUGAACGGGGGCAAUAAUCAACCCAAUGGAGUAGCCCCAAAAUACUACUACAGCACGGAGACGACAAAUUGGUACAGCAAGCUAGUCCAUGAGCUGGAGAAGGACGGUCGAGGUUAUGCUUUCCCUUACGAUGAUGUUGCACGGGAUAGCAGCAAUGGUGAUGAGAAUCAGUCUGGUGUCAUAGUUUCAAAUAGCCCUACAGCCCUGAUAAUAACAAUUUCGCCUAAGCUAACUUGGUCCGAGAAGCUCGAUCUCGUACCAGCAUUCUUGUCCAUAGCACUUGCGGCAUUUUACGCUGGCAUUAAGUGGCCUCUACAUCCAUCUUCUGGAGCGGAUACCUACUACCACCACAUCAUUCACGCUCUCGUUCGUCAGGUUACUCGGAGGUUAAGUAUAGCACAGGCGCAAUGGGUCAGUCCAUCAUUCAUCAAGGUCUAUGAAAAAUGGUGCUCAAAAAACCAAUAUCCCACAACCAUUGUCUCUAUUUCUCAGUUUACAGAAGGGCUUUGGCUCGGGAAUUCCAGUGCAGAUUAUGUUAUGAUCUACUUCCACGGAGGAGGUUUUGCAUUUGGGGGCAAUGAUGGCCACCUUUUACUCUGGGACACGAUUAUCGCGCAACUCCAAGCAGCAGGGAUAUCGUUGGGCGUCCUGUUUGUGGUCUACCCAUUGAUGCCCUACUCGGUGUUUCCCUGUCAAUUCCAGGAAGCCAUCAAUUCGAUUCGAUAUGUAAUUACAGAUCUAGGCCGCCGUCCGGGGCAGAUCAUACUUGGAGGCGACUCUGCGGGAGGUAAUCUUGUUGCAACUGCCUUGCUCCAUGCCAAAUUACCUUCAACUUUGGCAUCUCCUCUACCGGAAGUAUUGAGUCUGGAAAAAUUCAAAUCAGCGAUCCUGAUUUCACCUUGGGUCAAUUUCAAUACAGCACUGCCUAGUUUCAAGAGCAACCGAAACAAAGAUUACCUGGAAGCGGAAACAGAGAAACGCUGGAGUGACAUGUACGUCAACACACAGCCAGCUUCGCCAUAUAAUGAACCGGCCUUGGCCUCGCCCAUUCAAUGGAGUGGGCUACCCGUUAAGGACGUCCUUGUGACGGCAGGUUCAAAUGAAGUCCUGCUCGAUGGUAUCGAGGAAUGGGUGAAAACGCUCCAAGUCAGUUUCCACAACACGAACAUUACCUACAAAUUGGCAGACAACGAGCCUCAUGAAGCACCACUAAUCUGGCCGAUUUUUGGAGACCACCGGGAAACACAAACGCACCUCAACAUCCUCGAAUGGCUGACGAGACAUCUCAAGGAUUCGGAGACUGCUUGA
This is a messenger RNA of Exophiala spinifera, 2691 nucleotides long. RefSeq lists its product as uncharacterized. The transcript is spliced from 7 exons. Bases 1 to 2691 code for a protein of 896 amino acids. Gene Ontology annotation, molecular function: hydrolase activity. Lineage: Eukaryota; Fungi; Ascomycota; Eurotiomycetes; Chaetothyriales; Herpotrichiellaceae. The record is from RefSeq and is a predicted model, not a curated record.